GAAGCCGCUCCUUCUAACUUUCUCACACCGCUGACACCCUGACACCCCCGCGGCGGACUGAGUUGGCGACGGGGUCAGAGUCUUCUGGCUGGGGCUUAGAUCCGCUAGGGGUCCGCUGCCUGUCGCUAGAAGCAUUAUUUGGCCUCUCGGAGACCCUGUGGAGGAAGUGCCGGAGUGUGCGAAUGUGUUUGCCUGUGUGCGCGUUCCCUUGGAGGGUCUCUGCGCUUUCCUUUUCACGUAACUCUGUCGUGAGGCUUUGGGAAACUGUGUUUUCGGUCCCUCUCUCGGCUGCACUUAAGUCGUAAAGGGAAGCGUCUUCAAGUGCACCCAGAUCCUCAGGCUUCAGAUAACCCGUCCCCGAACCUGGCCAGAUGCACUGCACUGCGCGCCGCAGGAGCCAUUCCGUAGUGCCAUUCCGAGCGACGCACUGCCGCAGCUUCUCUGAGCCUUUCCAGCAAGUUUGUUCAAGAUUGGCUCCCAAGAAUCAUGGACUGUUAUUAUAUGCCUUGUUUUCUGUCAAGACACCAUGAUUCCUGGUAACCGAAUGCUGAUGGUCGUUUUAUUAUGCCAAGUCCUGCUAGGAGGCGCGAGCCAUGCUAGUUUGAUACCCGAGACCGGGAAGAAGAAAGUCGCCGAGAUUCAGGGCCACGCGGGAGGACGCCGCUCAGGGCAGAGCCAUGAGCUCCUGCGGGACUUCGAGGCGACACUUCUGCAGAUGUUUGGGCUGCGUCGCCGUCCGCAGCCGAGCAAGAACGCCGUCAUUCCGGAUUACAUGAGGGACCUUUACCGGCUCCAGUCUGGGGAGGAGGAGGAGGAAGAGCAGAGCCAGGGAACCGGGCUUGAGUACCCGGAGCGUCCCGCCAGCCGAGCCAACACUGUGAGGAGUUUCCAUCACGAAGAACAUCUGGAGAAUAUCCCAGGGACCAGUAAGAGCUCUGCUUUUCGUUUCCUCUUCAACCUCAGCAGCAUCCCAGAGAAUGAGGUGGUCUCCUCUGCAGAGCUCCGGCUAUUUCGGGAGCAGGUGGACCAGGGCCCAGACUGGGAACAGGGCUUCCACCGUAUAAACAUUUAUGAGGUUAUGAAGCCCCCAGCAGAAAUGGUGCCUGGACACCUCAUCACACGACUACUGGACACCAGACUAGUCCAUCACAAUGUGACACGGUGGGAAUCUUUCGAUGUGAGCCCUGCAGUCCUUCGCUGGACCCGGGAAAAGCAACCCAACUAUGGGCUGGCCAUUGAGGUGACUCACCUCCACCAGACUCGGACCCACCAGGGCCAGCAUGUCAGAAUUAGCCGAUCGUUACCUCAAGGGAGUGGAGAUUGGGCCCAACUCCGGCCCCUCCUGGUCACUUUUGGCCAUGAUGGCCGGGGUCAUACCUUGACCCGCCGGAGGGCCAAACGCAGUCCCAAGCAUCACCCACAGCGGUCCAGGAAGAAGAGUAAGAACUGCCGUCGCCAUUCGCUCUACGUGGACUUCAGUGACGUGGGCUGGAAUGAUUGGAUUGUGGCCCCCCCAGGCUACCAGGCCUUCUACUGCCAUGGGGACUGUCCCUUUCCACUGGCGGAUCACCUCAACUCAACCAACCAUGCCAUUGUGCAGACCCUGGUCAACUCUGUUAAUUCUAGCAUCCCUAAGGCCUGUUGUGUCCCCACUGAACUGAGUGCCAUUUCUAUGUUGUACCUGGACGAGUAUGACAAGGUGGUGUUGAAAAAUUAUCAGGAGAUGGUGGUAGAGGGGUGCGGAUGCCGCUGAGAUCAGGCAGUCCAGAGGACAGACAGACAGACAGACACACACACACACACACACACACACACAUUCCCAUCCAACCACCCACACAUACCACACAAACUGCUUCCCUAUAGCUGGACUUUUAUCUUAAAAAGGAAAAAAGAAAGAAAAAAAAAAGACAGAAAAGAAAAAAAAACCCUAAACACUCACCUUGACCUUAUUUAUGACUUUACGUGCAAAUGUUUUGACCAUAUUGAUCAUAUAUUUUGACAAAUAUAUUUAUAACUACGU
Molecule: messenger RNA, 2020 nt
Organism: Apodemus sylvaticus (European woodmouse)
Lineage: Eukaryota; Metazoa; Chordata; Mammalia; Rodentia; Muridae
Gene: Bmp4
Product: bone morphogenetic protein 4
Exons: 4
Coding region: 527-1753 (408 amino acids)
Biological process (GO): negative regulation of transcription by RNA polymerase II; negative regulation of apoptotic process; BMP signaling pathway
Cellular component (GO): extracellular region
Molecular function (GO): cytokine activity; BMP receptor binding; growth factor activity
Source: RefSeq, a predicted model, not a curated record